Kogia breviceps (pygmy sperm whale) is the source of this 3471-nucleotide messenger RNA. The record is from RefSeq and is a predicted model, not a curated record. NCBI's taxonomy places the organism in Eukaryota, Metazoa, Chordata, Mammalia, Artiodactyla, Physeteridae.
CGCAUCCGGGUCACACUUUAGCCGCCGUUUCCUGCAGCCUCUUGGUUCUCCUGUGUGUUUGGACCGGUCCCCAUGUCCUGCUGUGGGGCCUCUGCAGCCUUUGGAUGAAGUAAAUGAGGCUCAGAAAAGUUAAAUAACUUGUCUAAGCUCCCAACCACUCAUCAGUGCCAGAACUGGGAUUUGAACCUAAGAGUCAGACUCCAGAGUUCAUGCUUCAAGCUUGCCAGGCCUGCCUCUUACAGAGAUGAAUUAUGUUGAAAAGGCCUAUUAAGGGACAGAAACUUAAGGUCUCCUAACUCCUCACCUCUAAACUGUGAAGACUGCUGAGAGACACUUGCAGUCCAGUCACAUAAGUGUAAUAAAGAAAUAUUGGUCCUCAUGGAAGAAGAACAAGAUUUACCAGAGCAACCAGUGAAAAAAGCCAAGAUGCAGGAAUCAGGAGAGCAAACUUUAAGUCAAGUCAGCAACUCCGAAGUCAAUGAUCAGAAACCCGAAACUUCAAGCCUUGCUUCAAACCUUACCAUGUCGGAGGAAAUUAUGACAUGCACCGAUUACGUCCCUCGCUCAUCCAAUGAUUAUACCUCACAAAUGUAUUCUGCAAAACCUUAUGCACAUAUCCUCUCAGUUCCUGUUUCGGAAACUGCUUACUCUGGGCAGACUCAGUAUCAGCCACUGCAGCAGUCUCAACCCUAUGCUGUCUACCCUCAGGCAACCCAAACAUAUGGACUACCUCCUUUCGGUGCAUUGUGGCCAGGUAUGAAACCUGAAAGUGGUUUAACUCAGACUCCAUCUCCAAGUCAACACAGUGUUCUUACCUGCACUACAGGGUUAACCACAAGCCAGCCAAGCCCAGCACAUUAUUCUUAUCCCAUUCAAGCUUCAAGCACAAAUACCAGCCUGAUAUCCACUUCAUCUACUAUUGCCAAUGUUCCAGCAGCAGCAGUUUCCAGCAUCUCAAACCAGGACUAUCCCACCUAUACUAUCCUUGGUCAAAGUCAAUACCAGCCUUGCUACCCCAGCUCCAGCUUUGGAGUCACAGGCCAGACUAACAGUGAUGCUGAGAGUACCACCUUAGCAGCAGCCACAUACCAGACAGAGAAGCCUAGUGUCAUGGUACCUGCUCCUGCAGCACAGAGACUUUCCUCUGGAGACCCUUCUACAAGCCCAUCUUUGACCCAGACUACACCAAGUAAAGAUGCUGAUGACCAGUCCCGGAAAAACAUGACUGGCAAGAACCGGGGCAAGAGGAAAGCUGAUGCCAGCUCUUCCCAGGACAGUGAAUUAGAACGGGUAUUUCUGUGGGACUUAGAUGAAACCAUCAUCAUCUUCCACUCCCUUCUUACUGGAUCCUAUGCCCAGAAGUAUGGAAAGGACCCAACAGUAGUGAUUGGCUCAGGUUUAACAAUGGAAGAAAUGAUUUUUGAAGUGGCUGACACGCAUCUAUUUUUCAAUGACUUAGAGGAGUGUGACCAGGUGCAUGUGGAAGAUGUGGCUUCUGAUGACAAUGGCCAAGACUUGAGCAACUACAGUUUCUCAACAGAUGGUUUCAGUGGCUCAGGAGGUAGUGGCAGCCAUGGUUCCUCUGUGGGCGUCCAGGGAGGUGUGGACUGGAUGAGGAAACUGGCUUUCCGUUACCGAAAAGUGAGAGAAAUCUAUGAUAAGCAUAAAAGCAAUGUGGCUGGGCUCCUCAGUCCCCAGAGAAAGGAAGCACUGCAGAGACUAAGAGCAGAAAUUGAAGUUUUAACAGAUUCCUGGUUAGGAACUGCAUUGAAGUCCUUACUUCUCAUCCAGUCCAGAAAGAAUUGUGUGAAUGUUCUGAUCACUACAACCCAACUGGUUCCAGCUCUGGCCAAGGUUCUCCUAUAUGGGCUAGGAGAAAUAUUUCCUAUUGAAAACAUCUACAGUGCUACCAAAAUUGGUAAGGAGAGCUGCUUCGAGAGAAUUGUGUCAAGGUUUGGAAAGAAAGUCACAUACGUAGUGAUUGGAGAUGGACGAGAUGAAGAAAUCGCAGCCAAACAGCACAACAUGCCCUUCUGGAGGAUCACAAACCACGGAGACCUGGUGUCCCUCCACCAGGCUCUGGAGCUUGACUUUCUCUAAGAACUGGAAUGAAGAGCCUUCCCCGCGAGCUCCUUUUCACUCCUGAAAGGAGCUAGAGACCGGAACCAACUGGGAACUCUUUCUCCAUGGAAUGCUGGCGAGAACACAAUCAAAACCAACCGCUGCAAGAGAUGGAGCUUAUUUUUGCUAAGAGUGAGCUGCAGCCCCACGUUCAUCCUCGCAUAGGAGCGGAAGACCGUUGUUGGAUCGAGAGAACAAUAGACUCACCACAGCUACAGUGCUUUUAAUUCUUCUGGAUUUUGUUUUGUUUUAUUUUGUUUCAAAAUAAAUGAAGAAAAAGGAAAGGAAAUUCUUGGGGCAGAGUUGCACUCUGCGUCCGUGACCAGAUUGAGAACUGCCAUUAACUUGUGGUGAUAGGAUAAACGCAGCAGACUUUUAUAGUAACAUCUCUUGCAGUCUUUGUAAUCUCCUUAGCUGUAGAACGUAUUCCCAGUGAAUGUAUAUGUUAUUUUUAUAGGUAAGGGUCUGGUCUCUGAAGCAGGUUCCCCCACUCUUUCUAGCAAGAAAGGGGUGUGUAAAGUUUCCUUGGAAACUCGUAACUGAAAUAUCUGAGAUACCUCUCUGUGAUAGUAGCACCUCCUCAGCUGCUCCAGUGGUCUGCUCUCUAGGGUGGGUUCCUUCCUGCUCCUCCAGCUCCUGGUUGUCCGAACUGUGGGGCAUGGGACACUGAUUAACUUUGGACUUUGCUGUUUCCCUUCCCAGAAGCCUUAGUCACCUUUCCAGUCCCUCUCCCCUUUCAAUAAAUGGCACAACCCUAGAAACUCCUCUUAGACAGUAAAUUGUAAGCCUUCAGCUUGACUCUUAGUCAAAGAGUAUGUCCCCAGGGGCUUACCUCCAAACUGGAGAGAAGAACUAAGGCUUCUUAGGCAUUUCCACUUCUUUGGCUCUUGAAACAAGAAGAUUCCACCAUUUCCUCCUGCAGAGAAGCACCCUUCCCCAACACAUGCUCACCUCUACAGCGCCCUCGCCCUUCUUAGUCAUCAGUGCUGGGCUCUUGGCCCUUUCCCUGCCCUCUGUACCUCAUGUCCACCCCCAUGCAGCUCUGGCCAGUCCCCAGGCUUUGGACCCAAGUGGUCAAAUCAAGUCUGAGAAAAGGUUCAUAAUCACAUUUUGGCCAAAACUACGAAGGGAUUUGACUUUCUUUGAAUCCUUUAAGCCCUGUGAAAGGUGUUCUGGACAUAUAUUUAUCCAGAUCUCGGCCUGAAACUGAAGAACAGAUUGCCAUGAUCACAACCCAGUUUUCCCAUGGAAUACCCAUCCCGCUUCUCAACUCCCCUUCUAAAAUGGGAAACCAGAAGGCCAGAAACACUUUGCUGAUUUAAAUGAGGUUGUAGACCCCCUACUCUGUGC